Messenger RNA from Medicago truncatula (barrel medic), 1041 nucleotides. Its product is annotated as eugenol synthase 1. The transcript is spliced from 5 exons. The coding region runs from base 55 to 1005 and encodes 316 amino acids. The record is from RefSeq and is a predicted model, not a curated record. Gene Ontology annotation, molecular function: oxidoreductase activity. Lineage: Eukaryota; Viridiplantae; Streptophyta; Magnoliopsida; Fabales; Fabaceae.
CAUAGAGUACACAAAAGAUUAUCAUCAAAAAAAGAAAAGAGUACACACAAAAAAAUGGAGGCAAAGAAGAAUAAGAUUCUUGUAUUUGGUGGAACUGGUUACAUAGGAAAGUAUAUGGUGAAGGCAAGCAUCUCAUUAGGUCAUCCAACUUUUGUGUAUACUCACCCUAUUAAUUCAAAAACUCCUAACUCCAAGAUACAACUUUGCAAGGAAUUCAAUUCCAUUGGAGUAACACUUGUUGAGGGAGAACUUGAGCAUGACCAGAUUGUGAAAGUGAUUAAGCAAGUAGACAUUGUGAUAUGUACCUUUCCAUACCCACAAGUGUUGGAGCAACUCAAAAUUAUAGAUGCUAUUAAAGUUGCUGGCAAUAUCAAGAGAUUUCUUCCAUCAGACUUUGGUGUAGAAGAAGACAGAGUACACCCUCUUCCUCCAUUUCAAGCUUUUCUUGAUAAGAAAAUAAAAAUUAGAAGAGAAAUUGAAGCAGCAGGAAUCCCUUAUACUUUUGUCUCAGCAAAUUGUUUUGGUGCAUACUUUGUGAAUUUCUUGCUUCGUCCUUAUGAAAACAAGAAAGAUAUUGUUGUCUACGGCAGUGGUGAAUCCAAAGCUAUACUAAAUUAUGAAGAAGAUAUUGCUAUGUACACUAUUAAAGUGGCAAAUUAUCCAAGAGCACACAACCGCAUUGUUGUGUAUCGACCUUUGAAGAAUAUCAUAUCACAAAAUGAGUUGAUAUCACUAUGGGAACUCAAAAGUGGUCAAAACUUUAACAAAGUAUUUGUUCCAGAAGAAGAUAUUAUCAAGCUAUCACAAACUUUACCCCCUCCAGAAGAUAUUCCAAUUUCCAUCGUUCAUAGCAUAUUUGUUAAAGGCGACAUGUACUUUGAGCUAGAGGAAAAUGACCUUGAAGCUUCACAACUAUAUCCAAAUUACAACUACACAUCCAUUGAUCAACUUCUUGAUAAAUUUCUUGUUGAUCCUCCACCCCCUGUAUCUGCUGCUUUUGAAUGAACCUAUUUUAUUGAUAGUGAGCUUUGAUGUUGGUUA